GCAUGAAUCACUGCUCUCUGCUAUAAGAGGAAUGCUGAUGUUUUGGGGGCAUGACACACAGAACAGACCUUGAGCAUGAAGCGGUUUUUGAAGAUUUAAAGAAUGAAGCUGAUUGUACCCUUUUACAUUAUGCUACAGUUGUGCUACAGUUGGCCUGUUCCAGUUGAUAAAGUCAAGAAUGAAGCCAAAUUAUUGGCACAAACAACAAUCAUAAGAAUUGAGAAACAUACUAAUCAGUUUAAAGUAUCGCCAAAUGUGAUUAUCAGUGGACUAGAACUAAUCCCAGAUUCCUCCAGUGAUAAAGCCCUGGACAGUUUAGGAUCCGUGGAAGAAAAUUUGGGAAUAUUUCAGGAAAUUCUGUCCAGCCUACCAAUAGAUAAUGUGGACCAAAUCCUUGCAGACGUGGUCAAUCUUCAGACAAUCAUACGGUCACUGGCAGCAUCAAUUAGCUGUGCACCACUCAAAUCAAGGAACACUGACCAUCUGGAGAAUUUCCUAAAAAAUAAUUCAACCUUCCGGUUCACAAUAGGAAAUGUAGCUUUGGACAGGCUUCAGAAAUAUCUGCUCAAAUUGAUAAGAAACUUGGAUCAACUAAAGAAAUGCUGAGCAACCCACAUGAUGCUUAAUACCUUUAUUUAAAUUAUUAUAACUUAUUUAACAAAUGUAUUUUGUAUUAUGUAUUUUAAUAACAUGAAUUUUUAUUUAUAUAUUUGUGUAUUACAUUUUGCACUGUGUGUCUGAGUAUGGCGUGUUGUAUUUUUCUAUAUAUGAAUGGAUUUUUAUAAAGAUGAGAAUAAUGGAAAAGAAAGAAAGUUUUUCUUUUUUUCUGGGACUUAUAUACUUGUUUUUUGGAAUAUCAAUGGAAGUUCUCAAUGAUUUUAAUGCUAUGACUAUUUAUACUUUAUAUUUAUUUAUGUUGUUUUCGCAUGGAAUGUUGUACUAAAUGAUUGAAGUUGUGAGGUAUGUCUUUUGAUACACCGGUAAUAAUAUGAAAGUACUUUAUAAAAUGUUAUUAAGAAAGCUGUUUGCCUUCCUGUUACAUAAAGUUUUGAUAAAGUUUAUAGUUCUCAACAGUUUGCAGUGUAUUAACCAUCAUGACUAAAAUAAUUGCAAGCCCAUUUUCACGUACUCUCCUUCAGUCACAUAUACACUUUUGGACAGAAAGGCCCCAUUAACAUCACUAAGGAAAGGGGCUAAUAACUGCCACCACUAAUGCAUACAUAAUACACUCCAAAAAGUUUGACCUAAGCUUUGUUUCUUUUAGUAUUGCUUAAGAAGAUUUUCAAUGCAUACCUGAAUCUUGACCGAUUAAACACUGAAAUGUUGUCAUGUACUUUAAAAAAAAAUAAUUUGGACCAUUUUAGUGUGAUCAAUAAAUUGGAUGAAGAUA
Messenger RNA from Polyodon spathula (Mississippi paddlefish), 1390 nucleotides. Its product is annotated as leptin-like. Bases 103 to 606 code for a protein of 167 amino acids. The record is from RefSeq and is a predicted model, not a curated record. The transcript has 3 exons. Gene Ontology annotation, cellular component: extracellular region. Lineage: Eukaryota; Metazoa; Chordata; Actinopteri; Acipenseriformes; Polyodontidae. Gene Ontology annotation, molecular function: hormone activity. Gene Ontology annotation, biological process: signal transduction.